Messenger RNA from Schizophyllum commune H4-8, 4989 nucleotides. RefSeq lists its product as uncharacterized. Lineage: Eukaryota; Fungi; Basidiomycota; Agaricomycetes; Agaricales; Schizophyllaceae. The coding region runs from base 1 to 4989 and encodes 1662 amino acids. Gene Ontology annotation, molecular function: 1-phosphatidylinositol 4-kinase activity. The transcript is spliced from 20 exons. Gene Ontology annotation, cellular component: cytoplasm; plasma membrane. The record is from RefSeq and is a predicted model, not a curated record. Gene Ontology annotation, biological process: phosphatidylinositol-mediated signaling; phosphatidylinositol phosphate biosynthetic process.
AUGGAGUCUGAGCCGUCGAUUGACACGUAUGCUUGGGAGACGAUGUCGGAGAGCUUGAAACUCGCAUCGGUUUGUUCAGUCGCUCUGAAGGACCUGGACGACAAGCUUUACGCUCGUUUGCUCUUGCUGCUCAGCGAUGAGUCGCCUAUCUCGGAUCACCUGGUGCAGGAGGCUGCCCUCAAGGCUACGACAGUGCUUGUGCAGAGCUUCCCCGAGAUCGCUGGCAAUAUGGUGCCGCAUCUGCGUCGCUUUGUCACCUCUCCUCUGCCCAUCUUCGAGUUGGAGUUCAUGUCGGAUACUCAUGCGUCGCUCCCGCUCUCCGCUGCCGCGAAGUGUCUAGCGCUUUGCAUCAAGCUGGCCCCGGGCGACGACCUCAUCAUGUCGAGCAUGUACUCCCUGCUUAACUACAUCGCCGCCACCAGCAAAGAAAUCUACGGCUCUGCCAACAACUCCCAGAUGCUCGACAACCCCCUCUACCAACCCCAAGGCGAGGCCACCAUCAAGUCCGUCGAGACGGGCCUCCGCGGCCUCACUGACGAGGAAAAACGCCUCGUCGGCAUCAGCACAAUCAGCGUGGUGACGCGCCUGGCGCUGGAGUUCAAGAUGGAGGAGGUGACGAAGCUGACUAUUUCGAUGUUGCUUCAGAGGUUGAGGUCGGCGGAACCGACGGUGGAGGCGGCGAUUGCGUAUAAUCUGGUGGAUCUGGCGUUGGCGGCGCCGCAGAGCUCGUUUGUAGAUAUUAUACGGGCAUUUUCGGUCAUCAAUAGUGCGGCGAAUCCGGACGAUCCGAGGUUUUCGAACAAUAUGGUUUUGGCCGCACAGACGCGCCUUGCGCAGGAGCUGCACCACAGACCAGAGCUUUACGAGACAUAUCUCAUUGAGCUCUUGACCUUGUUCUCCGACAAAGGUGUCGCCAUCCAGAACGCACAGAUAUCUAAUCGUCAUGUGAAGGUCUGUAUCUGCCAUCCCCAAUUUUGCUCGGUCGGACUGACCACCGCACAGAUCGACGACAUGAUAGAGCAAUUAGCAUCGCUGCUCCUUCCCAUUGAGGCCGUGAUGUCGCACGAAGACUUCCACCCGGAGAAGAACACGACACCCAGCGUCUUGUCUCUCUUCCGGCACAUGUGGUUCCUCUGCAUCCUGUUCCAGUUCACUAAGCUGGAGGGCGACGACAACACGGCGAUGCAGUGGUUGAGGCCGGCGCUUGCGCGCAUAGCAGCGAAGACGCCGGCCCUUGUCAUCGAGGAAUCGCAUGAUUCGGUCGCGAGCGACGUCGAGUACAACUCGGUCAUUCGCCAGGAGUACGCGCAUACGGUCAUCAACCUCCAUCGCAACCUCUUGACGCACUACAUCGGCCUGCGCGCGCACGAGAUCCGCUCGCUCUCCUCCGGGCAGGUCAUCUUCCUCCUCAUGAUGCACGACAUGGAAAGCAUGCGCGCCGCCGUCGGCCUCGUCUCACCUCUCGUCUCCUACUUCAUCAACGACAGCCUCAACCGACACCCCGAGCUCAGCGCCUGCAUGGACGCCAUCGCAGAGAAUAUCGUCCGCGGGUGCGUCAGCGACCUUAAUGUGCUCGCGGGCAGGCAAGCGCUGCCGGAGCGCCUUUCGGGCGAGCUGCGCUUCCUGUUGGUGGCGAGUACGCACCGAGUGGCGAAGGCGCGGGAUAUUGCGUCAAGAUACUUGAACCGGCUGUUGACGUCGUUCCCGUCGUUGAUGUGCGAUCCACCGUUGGUGUUUGCGAUUUUGGAUGUGUUGACGCUGUUGAGGCGCGGGUGCGAGAACGAGUUCACGGAUGAGCAUAAUCCAGUCUACGAGUUCCACUCCGAGCGUUCGGACGUGACGCUGGAGUUGACGGACAGCUACGUCGUCCGAAACGAAAUACUGGAGAAGCUGCACAGGAACGCAAAUAACUGGCUUGAUCUGGCCUUGGCUCGUGCGCCAAUGGAACUGAAGGCGACGCUGCAGCGCUACCUUGCCACUAACCAGUCUUCCGGCUUCGAUCUCGAGUCUGCAGAUCUUGGUGCUUCGGUCGCUGAGCACUAUGGCAAGAUGGUUGGCCCCGUGCAACGACAGCUGACAUCACUGUCCGCCUUGUCCAACUGUCGUACCGAUGGCGCGAAGAGCCUGGCCAGUCAGCUCGCCAACAAGUCUUACUUUGCCGGCGAGGCGGCUGGUGUGCGGUUGGCAAGUCGUCAAGGUGUGCUACUUGCUUCAAUUGAUGUAUGCAGUUUCCUGAUCCUUCGCAUAGACUCAGGCGAACUGGACAAGCUGCCUCCUACGUCUGCACCUUUAGACGAGCUGCAUGCGCUCAAGGCCAAGCUAGCGCAGAGCCUCGAGGACAUCAGGAAUAAGCACAGCGGCCUUACUGUGCAGAACCUCAAGCGCCUUCUCUUCCGCGCUGCAGCGACACUUCUUGCAAUGCCACAGAACGACUAUAUUCUUUUGCAUCACAUUGUAGUGCUGCCGUUCGAGGUCGCGACGCCAUCUUCCAUUGGUGCCGGUAUCGAAGUGUGGACAUGGCUGAUCGCGUCGAAGCCGAACAUCGAGGUUGCUCUUGCCUCGGAAAUUCUGGAGGCCUGGACAGAUACGAUCAAGCAAGAGAAGGGUCUUUUCUCGAAGACGCUCAACUACGAAGACCCCUUCUUCCACCCCGUCGACUAUGCGCCAACGGACAAGGAGCUCAUUGACCGUGCCUCAACUGCAGCACGCCGUCUGACGGUGCCUCAUGCGUUGGUACUGGAGAUGCUGUUCAGUCGUUUGCAAGCCGCGCGCUACCGGAAGCCCGAGGUCAUGUUCAUCAUCCAGCACCUCGUGUUGCGGACCGCGAAGGCCUUUUCGGAGAUGAGCACCCAUCCAUUGGCUCGGGAAGCACGAUUCUCGUUUUUGCUCUUUGGCUUCGAGACGCUGAAGAGCUCGCACCUUGACUCGUACUGCGAGAACAUAUUGAGAGAGAACCUGUACUCUUUCGCUUAUUCCUGGUUUGCGGUGCGGCCUCAAUGGUCGUAUGGUGCCAACCGUGUACAGCUAGAUGCCGACGUCAAAGUCCUCUCGGAGUUCCUGUCAUAUCUGCAGCGCGAUAUCGUCAGCCCCGCAUCGGCUGUGACCAGUCUGGCGACUUCACAGCUGGCGUCUCGUGCGUCUUGUGAGUUUCCUAUAUAUAGGUUGGCUAGCCUCAGCGCACCUUUGAAGCUGCUGGUCGAGAACGAGCUAUUCCGCUUGACUGUGUGGGCAAAUUCCACGAACGAUCCCAAGCGGGGACAAGACCAUGUCAGUGCAACGGAGCGCACUUUGUACGACGCGAAUUGGCAAACCCUGGUGAGGACGGCAUGGCAGGUCGACCCAGCAAUUGCGGUCUUCAUGGCGGAGCGGUUCAAGCAACCUGCUGUACGCAAUGAGGUCGUAAGGCUUGUGCGCUCGAGUACUCGCGAUGUAUUGGACGUUGCGGAGGCCGUACCGUACCUCAUCGGUGACAACCUGGACGUCACCAACGCACGCCGUGAUCUCAGGUACCUCCUGCUCUGGGCACCUGUGUCCGCAAUUAUCGCAAACACGUUCUUCGAGCGACGCUUCAAGAACGACGCGAUUAUCCUGCAAUAUGCGCAUCGCGUUCUGGAAGGGCACCCGGUCGACCUGACAUUCUUCUUUGUCCCGCAACUCGUCCAAGCACUUCGCUACGAUGAUCUCGGUUACGUCGAGCAAUUCAUCUUCGAAACAGCGAAGAUCUCGCAGCUCUUCUGCCACCAGAUCAUCUGGAACAUGAAGGCAAACUGCUACAAAGACGAUCUCGGCGAACUAGAGGAUCCCUUGAAGCCUGUAUUGGACCGCAUGGUCAACAAGAUCGUUGCAUCUUUGUCUGGCGAGGCUCGCGACUUUUACGACCGCGAGUUCGGGUUCUUCAACGAGGUCACGUCGAUUUCGGGCAAGCUGAAGCCAUACAUCAAGAAGACGAAGCCGGAGAAGAAGGCUAAGAUCGACGAGGAAAUGGCGAAGAUUGUGGUCGAUGUUGGCGUCUAUCUUCCUAGUAAUCCGGAUGGUGUUGUCGUUGAUAUCGACAAGAAGUCUGGGCGACCCUUGCAGAGCCAUGCCAAGGCUCCGUUCAUGGCCACCUUCAAGGUUCGCAAGGAAGGGGUGGUCAUCAACGAGGACCCGGACUCUUUGCUAGACAGCGACGGUGCAGGCCAUGAGCAGAAGCGAGAGUACGAGGUUUGGCAGCAGGCCAUUUUCAAGGUCGGCGACGACUGUCGGCAGGACGUGCUCGCGCUGCAGGUCAUCGCCAUGUUCAAGAACAUCUAUACGAGCAUCGGCCUCACGCUCUACCUCUACCCGUACCGUGUUACCGCGACGGGUCCUGGGUGUGGUGUCAUUGACGUCGUACCGAACGCAACGUCUCGGGACGAGAUGGGUCGCGCCAAAGUCAACGACUUGCUUGACUUCUUCAUCGCCAAGUAUGGUGGGCAGGACACGGUCGCCUUCCAGCGCGCGCGCCUCAACUUCAUUCAAUCUAUGGCCGCCUACUCCGUCGCAUGCUACAUCCUCCAGAUCAAGGACCGGCACAACGGAAACAUCAUGAUUGACGGCGAGGGACACAUCGUCCACAUCGACUUCGGUUUCCUCUUCGACAUCGGGCCUGGUGGCGUCAAAUUUGAGCCCAACUCCUUCAAGCUGAACCACGAGAUGGUCGUGCUCAUGGGCGGCCGCUACUCGCAAGGCUAUCAGCUCUUCCAGCUGCUUACCGUCAAGGCCUUCCUCGCCAUCCGCCCGCACGCCGAGCAGCUCAUCAGCACCGUGCGCCUGAUGCUGGACACCAGUCUGCCGUCGUUUAAGGGCGAGCCGACGAUUCGGAGGUUGCGCGAUCGGUUUGCUCUGGGGCUGAACGAAAGGCAGGCGGCGGACUUCAUGAUGGGCAUCAUCAAGAACGCGCAUGAGAAUAUGAGGAGUACGGCGUAUGAUGAGUUCCAGAGGUUGCAAAAUGGGAUUCCGUACAAGUAA